AAUGCCCUAAGGUGAAUAGUUUUUGAGUGGCUGUAUGGUCUACUAAUAAUAGUAUUUUCACUCUAAAUAUACCAAAAUUUUAUGUUCUGAAUUUGGUAGAUAUUCCAGAUGAAUGUUGGUAUUGGAAAAGAUGAUACAUAUUUAUUUUAAAUUUUACUUGCAACAAGUAAAAAGCUGAUACCCACCUCCAAGAGAAGUCUGUUUCUAAACAGUAACAGAUGUUAAAGAAAUGAAAAGACUCACAUAUAGUCUAUACUUCGGCUGCAAAUGUAAAUCUUUGAAACCAAAUGGAGGAAAUGGUUAACAAGUUCCUUUGUGGUUUAGACGAUUGCAUUUUGUAUAAGUCUCCAGAGUAUGAAUCUCUUGGCUUUGAUCUGACUGUGGAAAGACUGGUUUCCAUUGGUUACCCACAAGAGCUGCUAAACUUUGUCUAUGACCCUGCUUUUCCCACAAGAGGCUUGGUGUUUGAUACGAUGUAUGGAAACCUGCUGAAAGUAGAUGCGUAUGGAAACAUCCUUGUGUGCGCUCAUGGUUUUAACUUCCUGCGUGGUCCAGAGAUAAGAGAGCUGUACCCAAACAAGUUCAUUCAGCGGGGAGAUACAGAGCGAUUCUACAUCCUCAACACACUUUUCAACCUCCCAGAGACAUACCUCUUUGCCUGCCUGGUUGACUUCUUCACUAGUUGCUCCAGAUAUACAAGUUGUGAGAUGGGCUUUAAAGAUGGAGAUCUUUUCAUGUCUUAUAAGAGCAUGUUUCAGGAUGUCAGAGAUGCUGUGGAUUGGGUCCAUUUCAAGGGCUCGCUAAAAGAGAAAACCGUUGAAAAUAUGGAGAAAUAUGUGGUGAAGGAUGCCAAAUUACCGUUGCUUCUAAGCCGAAUGAACGAAGUUGACAAAGUGUUCCUUGUUACCAACAGUGACUACAAGUACACAGAUAAAAUCAUGACAUACUUGUUUGAUUUUCCACAUGGUCCAAAAGCUGGUAUGCCUCAUCGGCCCUGGCAGUCCUACUUUGACGUUAUUGUGGUGGAUGCCAGGAAACCAGUGUUCUUCGGAGAGGGCACAGUCCUGAGACAGGUGGACACGACUACUGGAAGACUGAAGAUCGGAACAUAUACAGGUCCCUUGCAGCAUGGCAUUGUAUAUUCUGGUGGUUCCUCAGACAUAGUUUGUGACCUUCUAGGAGCAAAAGGAAAGGAGAUCUUGUACAUCGGUGACCACAUCUUUGGAGACAUCCUGAAGUCUAAGAAGCGUCAGGGCUGGAGAACGUUCCUGGUGAUUCCUGAGCUGGCUCAGGAGCUGCACGUGUGGACCGACAAGAGCACACUGUUUGAGGAACUCCAGAGUCUGGACAUUUUCCUGGCAGAGCUCUAUAAGCAUUUGGACAGCAGCAGCAAUGAGAGACCUGAUAUCAGCUCACUUCAGAGGAGGAUUAAGAAAGUGACCCAUGACAUGGACAUGUGCUAUGGAAUGAUGGGAAGUCUGUUCCGCAGCGGCUCUCGUCAGACUCUCUUUGCCUCUCAAGUGAUGCGUUAUGCAGACCUAUACGCUGCGUCCUUCAUCAAUCUCCUGUACUACCCUUUCAGCUACCUGUUCAGAGCCGCUCACGUCCUGAUGCCUCAUGAGUCCACCGUGGAGCACACUCACGUGGACAUCAACGACAUAGAGUCGCCCAUGGCCACACGCAACCGCCACUCUAUCGACUUUAGAGACCGUGAGUGCAAGAGACACCAGCUGACCCGCUCCAUAAGCGAAAUCAAUCCUCCACACCUCUUCCCCCUGACGCCACAGGAGAUCACACACUGCCACGAUGAGGAUGACGAUGAGGAGGAAGAGGAAGAGGAGGAAGAAUAAGCCUGUGGCAUUGCUGUUAACUGGAUUCGGGGUUUUUAAGAGAUGUGUCUGCGGUUUAAAUAAGUAUAAUCAUUACAUUCACACUCAGCCAUAUAUUUUCUAGAGAUAUAAGAGAGAUGUUUAUUUCUUGCAAAGGAUAUUACAUAUUUUAGAGUUUAAGGUCUGAUGAGAGUAUGACUCUAGAACUAGGUUUUGAUGGUUCUAGCUUCUUAUUUUUGAAUGAGGUUUCAGAUGGCAUCACUUUAAAAUAUGGAAAUUACAGAAUCAGUUACAAUGAUAUUUGCAUGACAUUGAGAGAACAAAUAACAGUUACUAGGUACAUCAUUGACUUAAGCUUGAGGAAAAUGCAUGAACGCUUAUUUUGUGGCUCCUUGAAGUAUUAACUUGCCUUCAGAAUUUGGAUAAGAGCCAUGCAUAGCAUGCUGGGAAAUGUCACACCAACAAUACAGCUUGCUCGGUAUCUGUCUGGCUGCCUGUUAAGUGCUGUAACAUCGCAGCCAUCUUUUCAAAACUGGACGUAUGCAAAUUGGUGUCAGAUAAUUGGGUGAAAAAUGGAACAUGACAUUUUAUGCAGAGUGAGAUACAGGGUUUGAGGUUACUAGAUACUGAAGUGUAGUAACGGUUUGGGAGAUGACGUCAAAUGAAAUCUCCCUGUAUGCCUUAUGCAGUCGCCAUGAUCACGGUGUUAAUAUUAGACCAUGAUUCUAGAGCUUAGAUUCAUUAUUUACUAUUUUUAUAUCCACUGACAGAAAGUUAGUUCAACAAAUCAUUUUGUUUGCAGUAACUUUGUUCAUUAUUAGUGUAACGGUUUGUUUUUGGCAGUUGGCCGUGAUUAAAGAUUGAGAGC
Carassius carassius (crucian carp) is the source of this 2697-nucleotide messenger RNA. RefSeq names its product cytosolic purine 5'-nucleotidase. NCBI's taxonomy places the organism in Eukaryota, Metazoa, Chordata, Actinopteri, Cypriniformes, Cyprinidae. The record is from RefSeq and is a predicted model, not a curated record. Gene Ontology annotation, molecular function: 5'-nucleotidase activity. The coding region runs from base 288 to 1850 and encodes 520 amino acids. The transcript is spliced from 16 exons.